Messenger RNA from Misgurnus anguillicaudatus (oriental weatherfish), 1720 nucleotides. The record is from RefSeq and is a predicted model, not a curated record. Lineage: Eukaryota; Metazoa; Chordata; Actinopteri; Cypriniformes; Cobitidae.
UACAGCUAAAGUCAUGAUCUGUACAUAAUGUAAAGAACAAUCUGUAAAAAUAUUACCUUGAUAUCUUCAAUAUUUGAGUAAGAUCAGAUUGAAAUCAAACGUUGAUGCUCCUGAUGUAAGAAUUAGAUUGUGAGGCUCCUGUUGUGGAAGUCCCUGAACGGGUUGCUUUUAAACUUUAUUAAAUUUUCAAGUCAAAGAUAAAGUGGUAUCUUUAUCUUGUAAAUAAUGGGAAAACUAGAAAACAGCUGUUAGGGAAAAACUGCUGAAUCAUGUGUUGCAGGUUAGUUUUAUCCUUGAACAAAGUUCAAACAUCUAGAACAAAGCCAUGAGGGAAUGGUGUCUUGUUUACAUUGGCGUUAUUGUGAUCAUUACCCUGACAUGUCUUGCAGCGGACAACCAGUAUAUCGGUCAAAUUUUUUUUUUGACAGAUUUACUUUGUACAAAGACAUUUGCUUUCUUUUGAAUAAUACAUUUAAGCUUUUCUAAUAAUACUAAUUGUUCAUUGGUUUAAAAGAUCCCUCCCACCUUUCAUAAUAAGCCACUAACAGGCUUGAAGGCAGUCCAUGUGCCUUUGCUUUACUUGCUCUCCUUACGAUAAUAACUAUUUAAACAUCCAUUUAAACUUUUGAACACACAGCAGUAAGACAAACCAACACACAAAUGUAAAGUUGCGCAGUGGCACACAGACAUCUAUGCUUAAAAGAUGGACUACAAAGCAUUAUUAUAUCUGGUGGUCAGUUUAAUUUGUUUUGCGGGCCUGGAACAGACUUACGCUGCCGGGACGAAUAAUUGGACUGGGAAACUAUUAGUGGUUCCUCUAGAUGGAAGUCACUGGACAGGGCUAAAGGCUGUGGCAGAAGAAAUGGGCCGCAGGGGUCACACAGUAAUCGUGGUGAUGCCAGAGAUCAGCAUGCGUAUGGGUCCAGGUAAACAUUACAUCACAAAAAUGUUUCCUGUCCCAUACAGCCGGGAUUUUUUCAAUAAAAUGAUGGCAGAAAGCUCUCAUCAUGUUACAACCUCAGAGGAUUCCCUCUUGAUGAGCGUUGUGUCAAAAGUGAACCAGAUGAAGAAAAUGUUUGAAUUUGUGGCCUCUACAGCUGAAAGUCUCCUCAAGAACCAGGAGUUGAUUGACUUCCUAAGAGAGCAAAAGUUUGAUGCUGUUUUAACGGAUCCAGUCUUGCCAAUAGGGCCCAUACUGGCGUAUAAUCUUUCAGUACCGGUGGUGAACAUGUUAAGGGGGAUGCCGUGUGGCCUUGAUCCUAGAGUUAUAUCUUGCCCCAGCCCUCCGUCUUAUGUCCCACGCUUCCAUACACGAAACAUAGAUCGUAUGACCUUUGGUCAGCGUGUGGUUAACAUGCUAGUAACUAUGCUGGAAGUGCCGCUCUGUAAGAUUGUGUACGGACUCUUUGAGGAAAUACAAUCCAACUUUAUUCAGAGAGAUGUGAGCUUGAUGGAGAUCCUGAGCAGUGCUGCUGUUUGGCUGAUGCGGUAUGAUUUCACCCUGGACUUCCCCAAACCAAUGAUGCCCAAUAUGGUGCUUAUAGGGGGAAUUAACUGUGACAUUAGAAAUCCACUGACAAAGCAGUAAGACAAACCAACAACACACAGAUGUAAAGCUGUGCAGUGGCAUACGGAUAGCUGCUGAAAAGAUGGACUACAGAGCAUUUUUAUAUCUGGUGGUCAGUUUAAUUUGUUUUGCGGCGCUGGAACAGACUCACGC